This is a messenger RNA of Calidris pugnax (ruff), 1460 nucleotides long. It is a transcript of the gene METTL6, whose product is annotated as methyltransferase like 6. The transcript has 6 exons. Lineage: Eukaryota; Metazoa; Chordata; Aves; Charadriiformes; Scolopacidae. The record is from RefSeq and is a predicted model, not a curated record. Bases 240 to 1118 code for a protein of 292 amino acids.
GGCGCUGAGGUGGGGGAUGAAGCCCUGGGGUGUCGGCACGAAGGAGGCGGUGAGGAGCCGGUGAGGAGGGCAAGAAGGCUUGGUGGUGGCGGGCUGGAGGCCCCCGCAGGCCGGCGGGAGGGGACGGCCCUUAACGGAUACUUGGUUAUUUUACCUAAGUUAAGUGAUGGAAACAUACACUAAAGAAAAAAAAUCACCUUUGGGUCUUUGGCAUUCACACUUGUGUGAAAGAAUCUAGGAUGUUCCAAGAAAAUGCAUCAGCCAAUUGCUCAAGCAUAAUAACAGCACAUAAUGAAGAUGGUGCUUUCCAAAUAAAAGGCCACAGUGCAAGAAUCCUUAGCCCAGAAGAAGCUGAGAGACUGGCAAAAGAUCGGGUUUUGGUGUCUGAGUUCAAACAACUGAAACUGGAGAAAGAAGCACAGAAGAACUGGGAUCUGUUUUACAAAAGAAACAGCACCAACUUCUUCAAAGACAGACAUUGGACAACCAGAGAGUUUCAAGAGUUAAAAGCAUGUCGGGAGUUUGCAGAUCAGAAACUGACCAUUCUGGAAGCAGGCUGUGGGGUUGGGAACUGCUUGUUUCCACUCUUAGAAGAAGAUCUGAAUAUUUUUGCAUAUGCCUGUGAUUUUUCUCCUAGAGCUGUUGAGUAUGUGAAGAAAAAUGCCUUAUACAGUACUGAAAGAUGCAAAGUGUUCCAGUGUGAUCUUACCAAAGAUGAUCUUCUGGAAAAUAUACCUGCAGAUUCUGUGGAUGUUGUCACACUUAUAUUUGUGCUUUCUGCCAUUCAUCCUGACAAAAUGCAUCUUGUCUUGAAGAACAUUUACAAGGUAUUAAAACCAGGCAAGUGUGUCUUGUUCAGAGACUAUGGACUGUAUGAUCAUGCAAUGCUCAGGUUUAAAUCUGGCAGCAAACUUGGAGAAAACUUCUAUGUCAGACAAGAUGGGACAAGAUCAUAUUUUUUUACUAAAGAGUUCUUGUCUCAGCUUUUCAAGGCUGAGGGAUAUGAGGAAGUGGUCAAUGAAUACGUGCAGCGAGAAACUGUGAAUAGGAAAGAAGACUUGCGUGUUCCAAGAGUUUUUCUUCAAAGCAAAUUUCAGAAGCCUUUCAGUAAGACAUAAGUUCUUGCUGAUUACCAACAGCAUUGCUUGUUUGAAAUGGAACUAGCAUGUAGUUUUUCCUUGUGUGUGCUCAUAUUUCUGGUAAACCAGAAGUGACUGUGUCCAGUUUUCAUUCUCAGAUAUGAAAUAUGAAUGCUAUUUCUAAAGGAAAUUUAAGGUGGUUUAGUGAUGCAGCCGGCCUGUUGAGUAUCUGUAUUCCAGCUUCUAAAGUAAAUCCUGUGCAGCAUUGCUGGAGAAUCAGGUAAAGCACACUAAAUAUGGUUAAUUUUAAGCACUAGUUUUCAUUAGUUAUUAUCAUAAUUGUUAUUUCCAUUUUUAUUAAAAACUAUUUUUAAAUAAGUA